AUGGUCGAGUUUACUGAUUACUUCAACAGAGAAGUGACGCCAUCGACGGAGUACACAAGAACAUCUUUUAAAGAUUCUUCCGAUUACCCGAAGCAGGAAGAGUUUAUCAUUUCUGCUAAAGACAGAAAGUAUGAUAGACAGUAUUUUUCCAUGUACCAAUAUCGAUUCAAGAAUUUGAAAGAACGAAUUAUAGGCAACGCUAUUCAAAAAUGGGGCGACGGUACAAAAAGAGUCAACGGACAGACAAUUGUCAAACAGGACAAGAUUUUGGACAUUACCAGCGGGAAGUUGUGUUGGGUUGUUGGGACUGUGUUCUGUGAUUUGAAGGACAAGUUGAAUAUCUUCCAGGAUGUAGAAAAAGGAAUUGAUGACGUAUUGCCAUUAGUUCCUGACUCCUAUGUUGGAGAUGAUGAAAAUUCCAUGACAACUAUGCUUGAGGACGAGUCUGGAAGGGCUAUUUUGCACAACGAGGAGUUCUUGAGUAAAAACAUACUAGUUACUGGAUGCAUUGUGGGUGUGCUUGGAAUCGAGAUUCUGGCCGGAAUAUUUGAGAUUAUGGAUAUUGUGUAUCCUGAGGCAUCUCCACAGAAGCCGUUGACCUUGAAAGCUUCCGAAGGGAAGGGUAAAGUAGCGAUCGUUUCUGGAUUGAACUUGGAGGAAGGUGUAGAUGCUGAUUUGAAGCUUGAGCUCUUGAAGCAGUAUGUUACAGGUAGUUUGGGACUGUCUGAAGAUUCCAAGACUGCUAGCAGUGUCUGUAGGUUGAUAAUCGCUGGAGAUUCUGUAAAACCCAUAAAAGAGAUGUCCGAUCGAAGCAACCGUGAUUUCGUCACUACCAAUAAUUAUGGGUCGAAAAACAUCUCACAAUACAAUCCAGAGUCUCUUGUCAAGUUCGAUGAGUUUUUGAGAGAAAUACUUGUCAGUUUACCAGUCUCAGUCAUGCCAGGGAACAACGAUAUGGGCGAAAUAUGUUUACCACAACAGCCUCUUCAUAAGUCGCUAUUCCACAGCAACGCCAGGUAUUUGAAUGGUGAAUACUUAGAACGAUUGACCAACCCAUACUGGUUCAAUUUUGGCGAAUUACGUGUGUUAGGCACUUCGGGACAAAACGUCCAUGAUAUCUUGAAAUACUUGUCCAAGAAUACAACUGCAGCACCAGAACUCAUUUUAAAGAUUAUGGAAUCCCAUAUCAAAUGGCAGAAUUUUAUUCCUACGGCUCCGGACACUUUGUACUGCUAUCCGUUUGACAACAGUGAUCCGUUUACGUUAGUGGAUGAGACUCCACAUGUAUAUUUUGUUGGUAACCAGCAACAAUAUGCUAGUGAAGUAUAUACCUACGCUAGUACGACUACAGGAAACAGCGGUUCGGUCCGGUUGGUUAGUGUACCGAGGUUCAGCGAAACCGGCGAAUUGGUAUUGCUUGAUUUGGAUACAUUGGAGACAGAAGUGGUGCAAAUACUGUUGUAG
Molecule: messenger RNA, 1464 nt
Organism: Scheffersomyces stipitis CBS 6054
Lineage: Eukaryota; Fungi; Ascomycota; Pichiomycetes; Serinales; Debaryomycetaceae
Gene: HYS2
Product: DNA-directed DNA polymerase delta subunit
Exons: 1
Coding region: 1-1464 (487 amino acids)
Biological process (GO): DNA strand elongation involved in DNA replication; DNA replication
Cellular component (GO): delta DNA polymerase complex
Molecular function (GO): DNA binding
Source: RefSeq, a predicted model, not a curated record